This is a messenger RNA of Gossypium arboreum, 2111 nucleotides long. RefSeq names its product rhodanese-like domain-containing protein 6. The coding region runs from base 137 to 1960 and encodes 607 amino acids. The record is from RefSeq and is a predicted model, not a curated record. NCBI's taxonomy places the organism in Eukaryota, Viridiplantae, Streptophyta, Magnoliopsida, Malvales, Malvaceae. The transcript is spliced from 9 exons.
AACCAUUUUUGAAUGCUGAGAAUAAAAAAGCGCACAACAGUGCGUAGGCAAAGAUUAAGGGCGGGGUCUUGUGUAUUUAGGAUUUAGGGCUCAAAGUCCAAACGGAAACUCCCACAUUACUCUGAAACUGAAGGAAAUGUCAAAGGAUGAAUUUGGAGUGCUUCUGUAUUACAAAUUCGCCUCCAUCCCUGAUCUCAAUUCUCUCUUCUCCUUCUACCACUCCAAUUGCAACUGUCUGGGUCUUCUCGGCCGAGUCCGUCUCUCUCCUAAUGGCGUCAAUGUCACCGUUGGUGGUUUGCUGUUGGCAUUGGAAAAACACAUAGAAGCCGUGAAGUCCAAUAGUUUGUUCCAAGGAACUGACUUCAAGGUUGCUUCUUCGCAUCAUCCUUUGAACGACAAGGUUGCUGUUGAGUGUGGCUUUACAUCUCUUUCCAUUCGUGUUGUCAAGGAAUUGGUUACUUUUAGUUCUUAUCCCCUUUUAAAUCCACCGGAGGUUUCUAAUGCUGGGAGGCAUCUCUCUGCUGCCGAGUUCCAUUCUGUUCUUCAAAGUGCUGGGCAACUUAUGAAGAAUGGAAGUCCUACCGAUGAUAAGCAGCUGGUUCUAUUGGAUGCAAGAAAUUUAUAUGAGACGAGAAUAGGCAAGUUUCAUGCUCCUAGUGUGGAAACACUAGAUCCAGGUAUCAGGCAGUACAGUGAUCUGCCCUCUUGGAUAGAUGAUAAUUCGGAACAGUUGCGAGGAAAACAUGUACUCAUGUAUUGCACUGGAGGAAUCCGUUGUGAGAUGGCAUCAGCUUAUAUUAGGUCAAAAGGUGCUGGGUUUGAGAAUGUCUUUCAGUUAUAUGGGGGAAUACAACGCUAUUUGGAACAAUUUCCUGAUGGUGGUUUCUUCAGAGGAAAGAACUUUGUUUUCGAUCACCGGAUUUCAGUUGGGAGUUCAGAUACUAGUAUUAUGGGUGCCUGCCUCAUUUGUGGCUCCUCUUACGACAAUUAUUCUUCACGCUGCCGCUGCACUCACUGCAGAAUACUUGUCUUGAUCUGUGAUAGUUGUCAGAUAAAGAGUGAUGCAUAUGUUUGUGAGUUGUGCCUGAAACAUGGUAUGGAUUUUGGAUCCAUUCCAUCUGUGGAAGAUGGUGAGCUUGCAACAGUAUUGGACAAAAAUGAUCUGAAAACUGUUUGUUCAGAUUCCAAAAUCUCAUCUCACCUGCCUUCAAGAAAUGGCAAUGCAGCUCCAAGGAAAUUAAGAAUUUUAUGCUUGCAUGGUUUUCGGCAAAAUGCCUCCUGUUUUAAAGGAAGAAGCGCGUCACUAGCCAAGAAACUUAAAAGCAUUGCUGAACUUGUUUUUAUUGAUGCACCCCAUGAGUUGCCAUUCAUUUACCAGUCUUGUACAGAAGCAAAAAAUAGUUGUGCUCCACCUACUGGACAACAUGCUCCUCCACCUGAGAACUGCAAAAGGAAGUAUGCAUGGUUGGUUGCAUCUGAUUUUGGUGGGAAGGUUGAAGCUGAUUGGAAAAUAGCAAAUCAGCCAUUCGACCCUCUUCAGUACCAGGGACAAACUGAUGGCUUUGAUGUAUCACUAGCCUAUUUGAAAAAAAUGUUCUCCGAGCAAGGACCCUUUGAUGGGAUUUUGGGAUUUUCACAAGGAGCAGCAAUGGCUGCUUUACUUUGUGCACAAGGAGACAAGCUAAAGGCUGAAAUUGAUCUCAGAUUUGUGAUAUUGUGCUCUGGAUUUGCUCUCCCAUUGGCAGAUUUCUGGCAAAAGCCCAUUAAUUGCCCAUCACUUCAUAUAUUUGGUAGUGAUCCCCGCAAGGACAGACAGAUAACAAGCCAUACCAGCAGAUACCUGGCAUCAAGAUUUGAAGAUGGUUGCUCUGUUAUUAUUGAACAUGAAUUUGGUCACAUCAUUCCAACUCGGUCUCCAUACAUGGACAAUAUAAAGGACUUUCUUCGACGUUUUCUCUGAUGUAUUAGAUAUGUAUUUGACUAGUUUUUUUAUUCUUCAUUUCUCUGUUUAGAAAUGAGGUCUGACACUGGAACUGAAGAGAUUUAGUCUUUCAAAAUGAGCUAAUUGUCCCAUGUGCAUGCUAAUCAGCUAGUUAAUUUUCUGUCAGAAA